This is a messenger RNA of Mustela erminea (ermine), 1096 nucleotides long. It is a transcript of the gene CHMP2B, whose product is annotated as charged multivesicular body protein 2B. The transcript has 6 exons. NCBI's taxonomy places the organism in Eukaryota, Metazoa, Chordata, Mammalia, Carnivora, Mustelidae. Bases 75 to 716 code for a protein of 213 amino acids. Gene Ontology annotation, biological process: endosome transport via multivesicular body sorting pathway; protein transport; late endosome to vacuole transport. The record is from RefSeq and is a predicted model, not a curated record. Gene Ontology annotation, cellular component: multivesicular body; ESCRT III complex.
UCCCUCCUGUGCUUUCCCAGCCGGGGUCGGACCGGACCGGGCCGAGCCGGGCAGCCCAGACGCGGUCCCUGACCAUGGCGUCUCUCUUCAAGAAGAAAACCGUGGAUGAUGUAAUAAAGGAACAGAAUCGAGAAUUACGAGGAACACAGAGGGCUAUAAUCAGAGAUCGAGCAGCUUUAGAGAAACAAGAAAAACAGCUGGAGUUAGAAAUUAAGAAAAUGGCUAAGAUUGGUAAUAAAGAAGCUUGCAGAGUUUUAGCCAAACAGCUUGUACAUCUACGGAAACAAAAAACAAGAACUUUUGCUGUAAGUUCAAAAGUCACUUCUAUGUCGACACAAACAAAAGUGAUGAAUUCCCAGAUGAAGAUGGCAGGAGCAAUGUCUACUACAGCAAAAACAAUGCAAGCAGUUAACAAGAAGAUGGAUCCACAAAAAACAUUACAAACAAUGCAGAAUUUCCAGAAGGAAAACAUGAAAAUGGAAAUGACUGAAGAAAUGAUCAAUGACACACUUGAUGACAUCUUUGAUGGCUCUGAUGAUGAAGAAGAAAGCCAAGAUAUUGUAAAUCAAGUUCUUGAUGAAAUUGGAAUUGAAAUCUCUGGAAAGAUGGCCAAAGCCCCAUCAGCUGCCCGAAGCUUACCAUCUGCCUCUACUUCAAAGGCUACAAUCUCCGAUGAAGAGAUUGAACGGCAACUCAAAGCUUUAGGAGUAGAUUAGUCAGAAAAACCAUAAUAUUUUGCUUACUUAUAAUUAUUUAGUAUAAACCAGGCACAGUGCAGAUUCCUUUUACAAAACACAUUUAUUUGCAAAAAUGAAGACCAUGGAGCAAACAGUUGUUUUCUAACCCAUGACUGUUUUGAAUCUUUUACCAAAGAAUGACAAGGAUGCAAAAAUGGGAACAGUUUGGAUUUUAAUUAGAACUCUUUAGAAGUGAUGACGUGUAAAAUGUUUGACUUCUCUUCUGCAUGGCAUAGAGAAAUUAUAUUCGUUACUUAGUGUUUAUGUUCUGUCUUUUUGCAGUGAAUACAAAAAUCUUGUUAAAAGCCACUGGGCACCAACUAAAGAGACAUGUAAAAAUAUUAAAAAUAUAUCAUUAA